Messenger RNA from Octopus sinensis (East Asian common octopus), 1571 nucleotides. Its product is annotated as cysteine protease ATG4B. Gene Ontology annotation, molecular function: protein-phosphatidylethanolamide deconjugating activity. The record is from RefSeq and is a predicted model, not a curated record. The transcript is spliced from 13 exons. Bases 140 to 1309 code for a protein of 389 amino acids. NCBI's taxonomy places the organism in Eukaryota, Metazoa, Mollusca, Cephalopoda, Octopoda, Octopodidae.
AUAGACACAUACAUACGUUUAUAUACACCCCUUUCUUCUACAUCAUCUCGUAGAUUUCCGGUUCCGUCUUAUUUGUUGAGUCAAACACACAAAAAAAAGCUUCUGUCAAGUGAUGCCAUAACUUCCUGCUGGACAAAUAAUGGAGUUGGCAGACUCCUCUGUGUGUCUGACAUACGAGAGCGGUCCUGCUGAGUUAGUCGAUUUCCCACAAACAGAUGAACCAGUACAUAUUCUUGGUAACGCUUACAGCACAUUUUAUGAUUUGGAUGAAUUGAAAGCAGACAUUUUGUCUCGGAUAUGGAUAACUUAUAGGAAAAACUUUAGUCCAAUUGGUGGAACUGGCCCGACUACAGAUACUGGAUGGGGAUGUAUGUUGAGGUGUGGUCAGAUGAUGAUGGCUCAGUGCCUCGUGAUUAGGCAUCUUGGUAGAGACUGGCGCUGGUCCAAGGACUCCCUCAACGACCCUGUCUACCGAAAGGUACUGAGCCUCUUCCAGGAUAAACGGACAUCUUAUUAUUCAAUACAUCAAAUCGCCUCAAUGGGCGUAUCUGAAGGUAAAACAGUUGGAAGUUGGUUUGGUCCAAACACUAUAGCUCAAGUCUUAAAGAAGCUGUCUGUAUAUGAUGAAUGGAGCGCCAUCGUCACCCAUGUAGCCAUGGACAACACCAUCAUAGAAGAUGACAUCAGGACUUUGUGCAAGAACUUCACCGCCAAUCGUGAUAACGGUCAGCUAGAAUCUAAAUCCAUCUCCGACAGUUCCCCACUAACAGCAGGUUCAUCAUUAAAAGAGUCCAGUUGGUCACCCUUGUUACUGAUUAUUCCUCUCAGGCUCGGACUGACCGAUAUCAAUUCUCUAUACUUCAACAGUCUCAAGAUGUGUCUGUCAUUAAAACAAUCAGUAGGAAUUAUCGGUGGGAAACCGAACCAUGCCCAUUGGUUUGUCGGUACUUUUGAGGAUGAACUGAUCUACCUCGACCCACACACCACCCAGCCUGUCGUUGACAUCGGGUCAACAAACACCACAGGAGACGAAUCUUACCACUGUUGCCAUGCCUCCCGUAUGAAGCUGAAUCAUCUGGACCCCUCCGUUGCUCUGGGGUUUUUCUGCUUGACCGAAGACGAAUUUGAUGACCUUUGCGAAGCAUUCCGGCAGAAAAUGGUCAGCAAGACACCAAUGUUUGAAAUUCAUAAGCUCCGGCCCAAACAUUGGCCUCCUGAAGCAUACAUGGCUGCUGGUGGAACCUCGAAACCUGUUUACGUCAAUGUUGAUUUCUGUGAUACCGAAGACGAAUUUGAACUGCUUGGCUGAUCCUCCCCUACUCAUUUGAUGUGCGCUGUAUAUAUAUAUAUAUAUAUAUACAUAUAUAUACACAUGUACACGUGUGGGUGGGGAGUGGGACGGGUGUGGGUGGGUUAACAAGUGUAGGCCUUUUGUCACUGCUAAGAUUUGUCCUGUAUGUCAAGGGGUACUCGUUGAAAAAGAAAAAAAAAUGUAUUAAAAAAAUGUAAAAAUGAAUAUAUUGGAAAAAAAAAUUAUUAUAUAAUAAAAUAUACAAUCAAAGAAAAUCAAA